AUGCCACAGCAGCCUAGUUCUCCCAGCGACCUGAUCCACAACGACGCCGUCACCGGUAGCGCAGAGAGCGACGGUGCCGACACCACGCCCGAUGGUCGCAAAGGAUACGGAAAACGGGAACUGAGCACCAGCAAGAGAGCUGCUCAGAACCGAGCGGCGCAGCGAGCCUUUCGACAACGAAAAGAGGGCUACAUCAAGAAGCUCGAGGAACAGGUGCGAGACUACCAGGCCUUGAGCGAAAACUUCAAGGUCGUGCAAGCCGAAAACUACCAACUUCGAGACUACGUCAUCAAUCUUCAAUCCCGACUCCUGGAGUCUCAGGGCGAGGUCCCUCCUCCGCCCAGCAAUGUCGAUGGCCUGCAACCGGGCAAGGCCGGGCUUCCUCAACCGCCAGGCUCACUCCCCCGAUUAUCGGAACUGGGUGCGGUGGCACAGGCUCAGGCUCAGGAAGGCCUACAUCACGAUCCUCACCGUGCCAGUGCCUACCCUGAGCCAGCCUAUUCUGAUCCCCCGGCUACAAAACGACCUCGGACAGGGUCCGCUGAAAUGACGCCCUCACAAGCAGCACUGCAAGGAGCUGCCAUCCUGUCUCAACCAUCUGCGGGAGCUCGUUGA
Messenger RNA from Capronia epimyces CBS 606.96, 615 nucleotides. RefSeq lists its product as uncharacterized. Gene Ontology annotation, cellular component: RNA polymerase II transcription regulator complex. Gene Ontology annotation, molecular function: DNA-binding transcription activator activity, RNA polymerase II-specific; transcription cis-regulatory region binding. The transcript has 2 exons. NCBI's taxonomy places the organism in Eukaryota, Fungi, Ascomycota, Eurotiomycetes, Chaetothyriales, Herpotrichiellaceae. The coding region runs from base 1 to 615 and encodes 204 amino acids. The record is from RefSeq and is a predicted model, not a curated record.